AUGAAACCACCACCAAGAUCACUCGAAGAAUGGUUAUAUAGGGCUUUAAUGGAAUCACCGAGAUUCCAUCAUUAUGUUCGUCGGGUUCAUGCUAAGAUUAAUAGGAUUCCAAUGCACGAGGAGGUUCAUAAGACGAUGGAAGCAGGAGACUAUGUACCCACGAGAGCUCACAAGUUUAAUGCAUUUAGAAUAAUUUGGUUUGAUGAAUUCAAGAGAUCAUUUGGCUUUGGAAAACGUUAA
Debaryomyces hansenii CBS767 is the source of this 240-nucleotide messenger RNA. RefSeq lists its product as uncharacterized. Lineage: Eukaryota; Fungi; Ascomycota; Pichiomycetes; Serinales; Debaryomycetaceae. The coding region runs from base 1 to 240 and encodes 79 amino acids. The record is from RefSeq and is a predicted model, not a curated record. The transcript has a single exon.